Molecule: messenger RNA, 2024 nt
Organism: Helicoverpa armigera (cotton bollworm)
Lineage: Eukaryota; Metazoa; Arthropoda; Insecta; Lepidoptera; Noctuidae
Gene: nab
Product: NGFI-A-binding protein homolog
Exons: 8
Coding region: 210-1697 (495 amino acids)
Biological process (GO): negative regulation of DNA-templated transcription
Cellular component (GO): nucleus
Molecular function (GO): transcription coregulator activity; transcription factor binding
Source: RefSeq, a predicted model, not a curated record
CGCGCGCGUCAUCACGACACGUCACGGCUACCCUUCAAACUUUACCGCCAAAAUCGGAGUUCGACUCGCCAUUGUUCCAAAAUUCAUAUUUUUCUUAAACUUCGUAUUGUGAUAUCUGGCUUUUAAUCAUACAUAGACAUGUAAUUUUUUUUUUCGGAAAAAGUUGCCAAUAUUUUUGUGAAGUUUUCGAAUUGGCGGGUGUCGGGUUGAUGUGUGCGAGCGAGAGGUGUGAUAUGGAAAGCCCGGGUGAGGAAACGGGACGAGUAGUGCCCCCCGCGCCGCACACCCCCGCCGCCCCGCAGCCGAACGGCUCCAAUAAGAUCAUCGGACGAAAUGUGAAUGGGACCAUGGUGGUGACAUCAGCUCCGGCCAACGAAGCAGAGUUGCAGUUGUACCGCGUGAUGCAGCGCGCCAGUCUACUGGCGUAUUACGACACGCUGCUUGAGAUGGGUGGAGACGACGUACAGCAACUCUGUGACGCUGGAGAGGAAGAAUUCCUUGAAAUCAUGGCGUUAGUUGGCAUGGCUUCCAAGCCUCUCCACGUCAGACGCCUACAAAAGGCUCUGCAAGAAUGGGUGAACAACCCAGCCCUCUUCCAAAUUCCCAUCGUUCCUAACUUAUGUCCUUCAGAAAACCCCUUCAUACAAUGUAACCAAAGACUCCUAAACAUGCCUCCUUCCAUCCCUAACGUUUUGCCUAGAACUGUGGCGUCUCCAGAAAGCAGUAGACCAAUGUACAGUCCAUCUCCAGGUGCUCCUGAGAACAGCUGUGGUUCGACAGCCUCAGCUCCUAACGCCAGUCCUGUACACCAAGCGAAUACCUUCACAAAAAUAGUAUUACCACCGUCCCCUGCGCCAGCAGCCCCCGUUACUUCCACAGCUUCUAGAUCCUUCUCUCCACAAAGUGCCUGUCCACCAGCUUCGGCUGGAUCCAGUCCAAGUUCAGUCACAUCACCAGUUCAGCUCACGCCAGUACUCUUAGAUGUCCAUGUGCAAAAGCUGUCGGCGGCUGCGGAAAAAUUGAGCAAGCACUUGCCACAGCUGGAGCCAAAACCACAGAACACUAAAAAGAAGAUGUGUAAGGAUCUGGAGCUGGUGAUGAUGAUGCCGGAGUCAGAUCCUCGGAGGAUGGAGGAGAUCAGAAAGUACGCGGCAAUAUACGGCAGGUUUGACUGUAAGAGGAAACCUGAGAAGCCGUUAACGUUGCAUGAGGUGAUGGUAAACGAAGCAGCAGCUCAGAUCUGCCGCUGCGUGCCGGCGCUGCUGACGCGGCGCGACGAGCUGUUCCCGCUCGCCAGGCAGCUCGUGCGGAGAGCUGGCCUGCACUACUCCAAGCACGGGUUGCCACCAACAGCAUCAACAGGCGAGGAGCGAGAGCGUGACGAGGACGAGACGCCUCCCAAGCGACCGCGCCAGGAAGGCGAGGAAGGAAAUGGUAUCAGAGCUAGUCCUGACGCGGCCAGGAGUAAUUCCAACAGCUGGUGGGGCGUGAAGGCGGAGAGUGAUGACGCCGACUCCAGGUGUUCGUACUCCAGCACCAGCACUCCACCACCUGAGGCGGAAGAGUCUCGUCCGCAAGUGGUGGCGGCUCGCGGAGACAGCAUCAUCGCCGUCGCCAACCCCGCGCUGCAGCCGCCGCACGCGCCGCAUACAGCUCAUACACUGCACCCACACCCUGCUAGGAACCAUUCUAAUUGAACAAAUAUAGCGCUUGGAGAAUGUCUACAAAUUAUAUGGAAGUUGGUUGAGGAAUUCAAACUCGAAAGUCUUUGGCAAUAGGUGUAAAAUAUCUUCAAACUGCAGGAGUUGAUUGAGGAAUUCAAACUCAGUAAUUUUUGACACGUCAAUUAGAGAGACGAACUGGUAAGCAACGCCAAUGAAACUCUUUAAAAAAAGCGUGUAAAAAGGAAGAGCUUACAAGUUUGAUUUGAUUGAAAAAAAAAAUGCACGGAAAGCUAUGAUUUUAGACAAAGAAAUCCUGACGUUAAGAAAUGAUAAUUUAAAACUACCAAACGACUGCUUUUU